AUGGCUCCCAUCCACGUUGGUGCUCUGCUCUUCGAUUACCAGACGAUCGACGUUAUUGGACCAUGCGAUCUACUCAACUCCGCGAGUAAGAUGCUUACGGAGGGUAUCAAUCUCUACACCCCCGUGGAUCCGAAAGUUCUAGCAAAGGCGCCCGAAUUUGUCUUCCACCAUAUCGGAGAGACCCUGGAGCCGGUGCGCCUACUUACAAGCUUUGUAACAAUGGUGCCUACGGUUGCUGUGGAUGACGUCCCCGAGCUGGAUAUCCUCAUCGUUGGUGGGGAUAGCCCUGCGAAGACGAAUCUUCCUCCGAAAUUGCAGGACCUGAUUCGCCGCCAUGCUGCCUCUGGAAAGCUACUUUUCACGACCUGCACCGGCGCCGCGGUUGUUGCAGCCACUGGUGUUCUAGAUGGCAGGAGGGCCACAGUCAAUAACCUCGAGUACAAUUGGCUUAAGAAGAAAUACCCGAAUGUCAAGUGGACAAAGGAGAAGAAGUGGAUUAUUGACGGCAAUAUUUGGACUGGGAGUGGAGCUGUGGCCGGGAUGGAUAUGGUUGCCCACUGGAUCAAAGAGACUUUUGGGCUGGACACUCUUAUACACGCGGCAUUGUCGCUUGAUUAUGAACCACGGGAUGUCGAUGGACUUUUCAAUGUGCUGCCCCAGCGAUACGAUUCGACCGGAAAUAAGAUUUCCACCCAUGUCUUUCCCGACGAGAUCUGA
Penicillium samsonianum is the source of this 717-nucleotide messenger RNA. Its product is annotated as DJ-1/PfpI family protein. Lineage: Eukaryota; Fungi; Ascomycota; Eurotiomycetes; Eurotiales; Aspergillaceae. The transcript has a single exon. The record is from RefSeq and is a predicted model, not a curated record. The coding region runs from base 1 to 717 and encodes 238 amino acids.